AUGGAUGAGUCGUCGAGUGCAAUCUCGACGAUGUGCUGCUGCUUUGGGUUUUCAUUGUCUUCUACGGCCUGCGCACUCGUCGUCAUCAGACUCAGUCCUACUGUGGAUACCAAAGUGAACCUGGACAGAGAAAAAGAUCGGAGAAAAAGAUCAAAGGAAAAGAAAACACGUACAGACGCUCUCACACUGUUUCAUGCGCUCGACGGAGACCCACGCAUAGCUGAUAACCCGCUCGGGGUCCGUGGCGAGCAGACCGUCCAACGGGGUCGGGGUCGUCUUUCUACCUCGUCUCCGACGAUGUCUCUUGGAGAUCUGCUGGUCCUGGCGGUAAUAGACACCGUGGAGGCCUGGAGCUCGUCGUCGGUGCCCCUGCUUGGUGUCCCUGGGGAAGACGGCGGCAAACCUUUCCUCCACGGUUUUCCAUGGUCGGCGAAGAUCAUCGCGGAAGUAUACAGUGGAAUCGACCUGCUCUCUGGUGUACUGUACAUUGCAGUGGGGCUGGCCCUUUGA
This is a messenger RNA of Colletotrichum orchidophilum, 510 nucleotides long. RefSeq lists its product as uncharacterized. The record is from RefSeq and is a predicted model, not a curated record. The coding region runs from base 1 to 510 and encodes 169 amino acids. NCBI's taxonomy places the organism in Eukaryota, Fungi, Ascomycota, Sordariomycetes, Glomerellales, Glomerellaceae. The transcript has 2 exons.